AUGGCGGAUACUGAUACUAAUGGUGCUACUACGACUGAGGAGGAUCGUGAGGUGGAGAUCUUCUCGACCCCCGACCACCGCGGCGACGGCGACGCCAAGUUGAAGCAGAAGAUUGAAGCUCUGGAGCUUCAGAACGGGUCGCUGGUGCAGGAGAACGAUGAAUUCAAGGACCAGGUCGCGAAGUUGCAAGCGGAGAUGGAAUCACUGAAAUCGGAGGAAUCGGAGAUGAUGCAGAGGCUGGAAGAGUUGGAGAGCGAGCUUGAGCAGUCGGAAGAGACCAAAAACACGCUGGAUUCGAUAGCUGCUCGGGCCGGGGAUCUGGAGAUCGAGGUCUCGAGGCUCCAGCACGAUCUGAUUACGUCGAUGGGCCAAGGUGAGGAUUACGCUACCGAGGUUGCUGAACUGAAGAAGGUGCUGGGAGACAUGGAGGUGAAACUGGACGAGGCAAAGAAACAGAAGGCAGAGAACGAGAAGAGAGUGAGGGAAUUGGAGAGGAAAGUUGGGGUUCUUGAGGUGAAGGAAACCGAGGAGAAGAGUAAGAAGAUUAGGUUGGAAGAGGAGACCAGGGACAGACUUGCUGAGAAGGAGAAGGAGCUGGUGAAGUACAAGAAGCGAGUGGAGGAGUUGGAGAACGAGUUGGCCAAGAAGGCCGAACUGGAAGAGAAGCUUAGGGUUUCAGAGAGCAGGACCAGGGAAGUGGAAAUGAGGAUGGUGGAGCUGCAGAAAGAGGCUGAAGAUGCCGAGAAAGUGAUUGUAGCGCUGAAACAGAAAGCUGUCGAAACCGUGAAUGGGUUCGAGACAGAUGGUAGAGAGGAUAAAGAAGAGUUUGUGGAGUGGCCAGCUACGGCGGUGGUCAUUGGAUCAACAGGCGCUAUUGUUGUUGCUGCAGCUGCUGUGGCCUAUUUCAUCUACGCAAGGAGGCAUUGA
Linum tenue is the source of this 927-nucleotide messenger RNA. The record is from the annotation of a GenBank genome assembly. NCBI's taxonomy places the organism in Eukaryota, Viridiplantae, Streptophyta, Magnoliopsida, Malpighiales, Linaceae.